Messenger RNA from Amoebophrya sp. A25, 7143 nucleotides. The record is from the annotation of a GenBank genome assembly. Lineage: Eukaryota; Dinophyceae; Syndiniales; Amoebophryaceae.
AAGGAGAUGGAGGAGAAUCACCCCGCACCAGCUGCUGGAGGAGAAGUGAAGGGGAAGGAACCAGAAGGUACGCGUCCUAUAAUAUGACUGUGAGAUGAAGAAGAGUAAAAAACCAAGUAUCCUUUAUACUUCCCCACAACCAUGAUCAUGAUCCCAUCUUAAUCUUUACCCAAUUUCUCUAAGCGUAAGCUAGAAGACAGAGAAGAAAAUCAUUUACAACACUAUGAAUCAUACAGUUUCUUGUGAUUCAGGAAAACCCUGUUGUUCCACUUGCUCACAAUCAACAGGUUCCUAGAAAUAUUGCACUUGUUCCUCGUCACAACCAACAACAGGAACAGGCUCCUCCGAACGCUGGGUACACCCAGCACGGAGGCUGCAAGAACAACAAGCGCAAAAGAGAGAGGAAAGGCGGAAGCAGCAGCUGCAAGAGGCAAAGCGGAAGAUAGAGAUGCAGGACGAACAACGCCAAGAAGAAAAUCAGAAUAUGGAAGUAAAGAGUGAGGGGGCACAACGUACUAAGCGUUUUAGAAUAAGUAUCUUCGUGAGUGUCUUAUUUCUGAUGAGAAAAAUAUGAAAUAACCUUGUUGAUAAGUAUACGCAUUAUACCUAGUUAGUUCUUAUACUACCAAGACUGAGGUACUAACCUACUUCACACAAUUCUUAUGGCAGUCUGCACUGAACUUUGUGCGGAUAAACAUGCAAGCUCUUCCCUUUCGGAUAAGCAUGGCACUACAAAAAAAAAAACGGGAACUUGCUCGCAAAAUACGCAGGUAGGUUUUGACUUAUCGGAACUCGCUCGCACUACAAAAAAAAAAAAACGGGAUUAAUUGUAUUGUAUUGUAUUGUAUUGUAUUGUAUUGUAUUGUAUUGUAUUGUAUUGUAAGUACAACGAGAAGAUCGCGAAGAAAAAUCAUCUCGUUUCUUGUGAGUAGAUAGUAGAUGUCUAUUUACCAAAAUCAAUUUCAAUCCACAGCUCUCGAGAAGCUGACGUGGGGAAAACGAAAGGAACUUGAGAAAAAAGAGAAAGAACGGAAGAGGGCGCUUGCAGAGCGGUUGGCAGAAGAAGUAAAAGCGCAAACAAUUAAGGCUCAAAUAUAUUUCCUUUUCUUUUCUAGUUCUCCAACCAUGAAAGUCAUUUCUCGCAGCGGUUUUCUUUUUCUUAUAUAUGUACCAGGGAGGGAGGCCCUCCGCCUGUGGAUGGAUCUGUGGUGGACCACGCCAGAGGGGUCCAGCCUUGCCACCUUUGCCAGGUCUGUCGGGUUGGGCACAUGCAACACGCCAGAGGGGCCCAGCCUUGCCACCUUUGCCAGGUCAGUCGGGUACAUGCAACACGCCAGAGGGGUCCAGCCUUGCCACCUUUGCCAGGUCUGUCGGGUAGGUACAUGCAGCACGCCAAGGGGGUGGGCUCCGCCUCCCCUGCCUCCUCUGCCAGCUCUGUCGGGUACCUGCAACACGACAAGAGGGCUCAGCCUCUGCCACCUUUGCCAGGUCUGUCGGGUACAUGCAACAGGCCAGCGGGGUCCUGCCUUGCCUCCUUUGCCAGCUUCAACGCCCUCCGGUUUGGUGGCGCUCUAGGGUACAGGCAAGAAGCGGGAAGGGGUCAGGGGUGGGCGCUUUGAGGCCUUCCCGCCUGGCAGCCCCUCACAAAGAGGGCCCGGGGCUGGGAGGCCCCCCCCUCAAAAAGUUAGAUCGGGGGGGCGAUCAGCCUUGAGCCCGGGGACCCGACAUAUAUAGGGACUCGGAAGAAAUGAUAACGAAGGGAAGACGAAGAAAUGAAAGGUUUUGAGCACUAAAACGGAGCCAAUGUCACCUGCGGAACAGGCGUGGGAGGAGAAAAAGCUGGAGAGGAACCGGCGAGCGCGACAGUCCGCAGAACCUGCAAAGAAGGAAGCGCCAUCGCUGCGUACUACACCAUAAGAACUUCUAUUAUGUGUUAGUAUAAAUAAUUGUUAUUGUUGACAUUAGAAGUGUUCUUUAAGUACGUAAGCGUAAAUGAGUACAAAACCGAUGAUGAGAGAAUAAAUAUGGGUGACUGAUGCAUGACGUUCGCUACUUCUCACCACAGACCCACUUUAUUUUUUUUAGUAAGCAUCCAUCUAAAACUACUUUUCACAUUCUGCGACAUGCAAAAGGAGAACGAAGUAGAUCCAUCUGCAGCUACUGAUAAUAUGUUAUUGAUAUACGACAACUCAACAAAGGAAAGUUUUCCUCUGAAUCGACAGCUGCCGGUGCCAAAGGACCUAAAUAUUCUCAACCUACCCCUACAAUUCUCCAGUAAUCAUUCUCCAAGCAACAUAGCCAUUGAAUCAAUUAUUUUCUCGACAGGCGCAGCUUCAAGUGGUCCGGUGGAGAAGUCAGUUUUGUGCACGGAGUUUUUCCAUUUCACGGUUCAGGGUUUGGUCGACACAAAGGACGUUUUCAAAGAUUAAGGUGGAGAGAAAAACUCUAACUCAGAAAUGAUGAGAUCAGAUUCUCUUCUCUUUGUAGGAUCGGCAUCAAAAAUGCUUGUUAAAAGUAUUGCCAUCGAGGAAUACUAUGCUCAGAAGAUAUUUUUCCGGGAAGUCGUGGGCUAAAUCCGAACCGACUGACAAAACGUCAGCAAUAUUACAGGUGAUACAAAAACAUCGACCGGCAGUGACCAGAGUGAAGCGAAGAAAGACAAUAAUAUUCUUUCAUACAAUGUCGACUGUAUGUGUAUACAGUCUGUCCCUCUGUCGACGGACACCGUGUACUUUUCUCGAGCACAACGUAAUUCAUACAAUAUCCCUUACUAGACUCCCUAGAUACCCACACAACCUGCGUCCUCAUUUGUAAAAAAUGAUAAGUUCCCUAGAGUUGAUGGCCUGCUGGUCUCCUUGUUAGACGCCGUCUAGUCCAUUCAUCAUCGUACCGCAAUUAUAUCUUGUACUGUCCUGCUUAAAUCUACGAUUACAACUCUAAAACUCCAUGAACACGGUGGAGGACUGGAAGAAGAAAGCAGGAGAUCCCCAAACCCUGCGUUAUGCACUUGAAAAGAAGGGUAUCAGCGACAGAAAGUCCCGGGACAAAUGGGUCGUCGCCUAUGGUUAUGGCUUAACACUGCUGCUCUCCACAAGAUCAAAGUAGAACGUAGACAGAGAAUAACGUGUGUUUGGUGACGACCUACGACGAUCAUGUGGACGUCCGCUGAAGCAUGUUUUUAGUAAGUUAUUACUCGCGCUCGUGACUGCCUUCGGGAAUGAACAAGAAUCAUUCCUGAUCGUGCGCGAAGAGCGGUUCCUUGUCGGCUUUGUCCUGAACUUGCUUAGUAACGCCGCGGCAGCGGGCAUGAUCCGUGGCUGCUUUUUGGUGAUACUUGAUAGUAUAUCGCUCGGUUUGCUUGCUCUUCGUAGAAGGUACAGGCAGACUGAGUGAGCCUCUCUUUCAAUAAGUUACUUUGAAACACGAGGUACCAUGACAUGACAUGACAUUGCCGGUAUCAGAAUUUAUCGCGAACCUGCCAUGUAUUUACUAUAGGAACGAAUCUUCAUGAAGUAUCGAUGAAAGUCAAUCAUAGCUCUAACAUUCCUCGGAGAAUGAAGCCGCAGUGAACCACGCCUUCAACUACUACAAGAGGGAUGACGUCUGCGGUGGGGCAGAGAUGCCGUCGAAGGACCCAAGCGUUCAAGAUAUCACCGGUUUUAGGAAGAAAUGGAUGAGCACAAGCCAAGCAGAUUGGGAGGUUCUUGCCCUGAACGCUUUUCUUAUGGCUUCUUGAAAAUGAAAUACAAAAAUUACAACCUCAAGAAGGAACUCAGUAGUUUGACCUUCGCAACAAGGCACCGGGGCCGCUUUCUUCCUAGUACACCAGAUGAAGAAGUCGAUGCUUUUAGUUCCUUGCCAUAACAACCUAUGUGCAAUCUUCCUAAAUAUCUGAUACAUAGUGACUACUUCUACCAGCUCCUGCAGGAACAGUCCAGGUGUAAUCUUCCCAAAUAUCUGACACUGUCACUGACUUCUUUUCCCAGCUCCUCUAAUGUUUGGCGAUUUGACCUCAAAGAUGUCAGACCUCUAGUUGAUGAGGACCUCACCACUUCGCCUCUGGUUAAAAAGGACGACAAUGGCAACCCGUUGACCCCUAUAUUAUGAUUCGUUCUUCUCGCUCGUGUUGGACUUGGAUGACAAUAAAAUGCAUUUUUAUUUUACAGUUUUAUGGUCUUUUAUCUUUUUCUCUUUAACAAAUUGAAAGCAAACAAUUGUCACCAAAGUUCGCAUCUCCACCAAAUUUCCUGUUUGUGUUAAAAUUUACUAUGUUACCUCAAGUAGAACAAACUGUUAUUUUACAGUCUUAAUCUCUAAAUCAUGAUGAGGAAUCUUGAUCCUCAUGAAGAUGCUCGGGCAGAAUGCACUAUUUAUAGAAAUAUGUCCAAAUGUUGAGCAAUUAUCUAUCAUCGAUCCACCUCAUGCUCAUGAUCCUUGCGAAGAGGAGCAAUGCACUGAAUAUGAAAAUAAUAUCUUCGGAACAUACAAGAUACAUAAACCAAUACCCGAGACUAUCCUCGACGCCUCUAACGCAGGAAAAAAAGGGGAGAGUGGAACGUCGCGAAACAUAUUUGCAUAAACCGUUAAGAAGAGUUGUUUGAGUUUGAUGUCAAGAAGACAAUAUCUUUAAAAAAAAAUAGACCUCUACUCCUGCUUUCUUUGGUUCAUCUUUCAGCGGAUCCUACUAGUGAACUAGAUGAAGAGAGUCUCGAAGAGAUAAGGAGCUGCUGACAAUGGCGAUCACCCAUGAUGGUGAUCGACUCGCUAAGGGUAAGGAGCUUACAAUAGCACUAAUAGGCUCUUGUCACCCAUAGUGGUGAUCGAGUCGCUACACCUUUACUAUGUAUACAUAGCAAUAGGCUCUUGUCAUCCAUGAUGGUGAUCGAUUCGCUAAGGAGCUUACAAUGGCAAUAGACUCUUUUCACCCAUGAUGGUGAUCCUCUAAAAUCUGAAGUGACGAAAGCGGUGAGGGGAGCAUGUUGCCCUACAAUAUUAUGCAUGGCUUUAUAUAUUUACUGUAAGUUAACCUUAGCAUCAUCGCGGCCUAAUAAACUCUUCAACGCCUCCUGUUCUUGUGACAAACUUCUUUCAACUUUUUCUGCAAAAAAUGAUGAUAGUAUGAUUACUUGGAUCAACUACACUGCUACUUCUCCCACUUUUAUUUCUGCUCACUCUAAGGAAAGGCAAGGAGGACGCUGUUUUCUUUGAUGAAUUGGAGCGAGUCUAUGGAGAUCAUUCGAGUGGCGGCCGGGGCUUGACGACUCCUUUUGAAACGAUAUAUAAAGAUAUCGAUAAGACAGUGGAGAGUGGGAACUAGAACAUGAUGCAUCUUCUUCAGUAUAUCCAUUCUCCAAGUUGUCUAGAUUUGUUAAGGAAAGGGAAACACGAACUACAAACAUGAGAAAUAUCACCUAAGACGGCUUCUAUCACGAACGAACAAAAGACUUCUAUGGAUGAGCCAUCACGAAUGAGAAUAGCACAACUAUGGGGAACAAGGAACGUAUACGUAAGUACACAACAUGACAAAUUACAAGGGAUAUAUUUGAUAGAAUGAUCGAUAAGCCAAAGCCAUGAUAAAGUGGAGAUGGGGAACUAGAACCAGAACAUCUUCUUCAGUAUAUUCUUCACAAUUUGAUGGAAAUGGACCAUAAUGAGUAACUAGAGUACUUGAAUAGAACAACCGUGCAGAAGGAAUUCACACAUGACAAAUCACAUCUUCGAAGCUACUUCAAUCGCAAGAGAAGUUCAAACAUAAUAGAUACACACCAACAAUGACAACGAUACACAUUCACAUGAAGAAAAUGUUGACAUGAUGAUUUGAUUAAGAUUAGAAAUAACCGAGCACGACUAACAAGAUCUUCAUAUUAUUAUGUAUGUGGGUUGUAUUACUUUAUCUUGUAUACGAGGAUAGACACUUAGAAAUGGAUAAAGUCUACAAAUCUGAAUCAAUAAAGUCUACAACAAUCUUGAACAUUGACGACCAGCCAGCACGACCACCUAUUUAUAAUUGUAGCUAUGUUGUUCAAUCAUCUUGAAGACCUGCAGCACUGUAACCACGACAACGGUCUUGCUGAAUGAAUUUCAAAAAUGUAUGUAGUCCUACCUCGAUUUGGGUUUGCCUCUGUACUAUCACACUGAAAAUAAAGUAGUUCAACUCCAAAAAUAAUAAAGUAAAUAGUAAACUACUAGUACUACUAGCCCCCUGGAGAGGUUCCCCAGGGAGAGGAGUCGAAGGGAAGACGAGACACUCGCUAGAGGGUGAACGUAGAGGGCACGCAAAGAAGUGCGCUAACUUUCAAAAUACUUUCAAAGUUCACGCCUUAACUUUCAAAAUUCAUGUCCUAACUUUCAAAAUUCAUGUCCUAACUUUCAAAAUUCAUGUCCUAACUUUCAAAAUUCAUGUCCGAACUUUCAAAAUUCAUGUCCUAACUUUCAAAAUUCAUGUCCUGACUUUCAAAAUUCAUGUCCUAACUUUCAAAAUUCAUGUCUGAACUUUCAAAAUUCAUGUCCUAACUUUCAAAAUUCAUGUCCUGACUUUCAAAAUUCAUGUCCUAACUUUCAAAAUUCAUGGCCUAACUAUCAAAAUUCAUGUCCUAACUUCGAAGGCUAGGGGCCAAAACGUAAGCGCCUAACUCAAAACGUAAAUUCAAAAUGUAAAUUCAAAAUUCAAAAUGUAAAUUCAAAAUUCAAAAUGUAAAUUCAAAAUAUAAAAAGAAAAAUCAAAAUUCAAAAUGUAAAUUCAAAAUUCAAAAUGUAAGUUCAAAAUGUAAAUUCAAAAUAUAAAAAGAAAAAUCAAAAUUCAAAAUGUAAAUUCAAAAUUCAAAAUGAGAAUUCAAAAUCAAAAAAGAAAAAUCAAAAUCAAAAAAGAGAAAUCAAAAUCAAAAAAGAGAAAUCAAAAUCAAAAAUAAGAAAAGAAAACCAAGGCAAAACUUUAUAAGUAAAUAGAUUCAUGUAUGUAGUGCUAAAAAGUAGAACAUUUAUUCUCGAGAUGCAUGACGACGACGAGCUUGGACGAAUGCAAUGUACUUACUUUGAAAAAGAUCUGCUCAUGGCACCAGCUAUGGCUUUUACUAAAAAAUGACAUGAUGAGACUCAGGCUGCUGAUUCUCCUUUUAUUUGACAAUGUUAUAUUUUUUCGACUGG